Molecule: messenger RNA, 1385 nt
Organism: Camellia sinensis
Lineage: Eukaryota; Viridiplantae; Streptophyta; Magnoliopsida; Ericales; Theaceae
Gene: GLX2-1
Product: glyoxalase 2-1
Molecular function (GO): hydroxyacylglutathione hydrolase activity
Source: RefSeq, a predicted model, not a curated record
GCAAUCGCAAUUCAUCAGUCACUCUCACUCAUCUCUCUCUCUCUCUCUCGCUUUCUCUCUCUCUCUAAAACUUCUUCUCUACCAAACAAACAGCAGGGCAGGGGCAAAUGUGCCUGUGCCAACCCAGACCCACCUCCCCCUCUCGUCUCUAUCUCUCUCAAUUUAAGGCCAAGAUGAUGCGUAUGCUCUGUAGAGCACCCUCCUCCGCCAUGGCUUCCUUUCCUCGCUCUUCUGGGUUGAGGAGGGGCCUCUGUAUAUGGCCGGGUGGGAGACAGCUUUGCCUUAGGAAAAAUCUAUUGUAUGGAUUCAUGCGCUUCUUGUCAAUUCCAUACAAAACCUUACGCGGAGUUAGUCGAUCACUUGGAGUUUCUCACUUUUGUAGUGUUGUCAUGACAUCUUCCUCGUUGGAAGUUGAAAUGAUUCCAUGUCUCAGUGACAACUAUGCAUAUCUUUUACAUGAUGUGAAUACUGGCACAGUUGGAGUGGUUGACCCUUCUGAAGCUUUACCUGUUAUAGAUGCCUUGAGUAGGAAAAAUCGAAACCUGACCUACAUAUUGAAUACUCAUCAUCACUAUGAUCAUACUGGUGGGAACAUGGAGUUGAAAGAAAUGUAUGGUGCGAAGGUAAUUGGAUCAGAAAUAGAUAGGGACAGAAUUCCUGGCAUUGAUAUGGUUUUGAAAGAUGGAGACAAGUGGAUGUUUGCAGGCCAUGAAGUGCUUGUAAUUGAAACUCCUGGUCAUACCCGAGGGCAUAUUAGCUUUUACUUUCCUGGAUCACAAGCAAUUUUUACAGGAGACACUUUGUUUAGCUUAUCAUGUGGAAAGCUUUUUGAAGGAACCCCUGAGCAGAUGUUUUCGUCCCUUAAAAAAAUAGCGUCUUUACCAGAUGACACAAGCGUAUAUUGCGGACACGAAUAUACUUUGAGUAAUUCUAAGUUUGCUUUGUCCAUUGAACCUGGGAAUGAAGCACUAAAGUCCUAUGCUGCCCAUGUUGCCCACCUUCGUAAUAAGGGCUUGCCAACUAUUCCGACUACUCUGAAGAAAGAGAAGUUGUGUAAUCCAUUCCUUCGCACUUCAAGUAUGGAAAUUCGCCAGUCGCUCAAAAUUCCAGACACAGCAAAUGAUGCAGAAGCAUUGGGUGCUAUCCGCCAAGCAAAGGAUAACUUUUAGAAUUUAUCAUUAUUUGUGUAUAUAAGUAGUCAGCUCAUCAAAGCCUGAAGCAAAUACCUUGUUAUUUAUCGUUCCAAGGUUUCCUUAGAGAUUUGUAAGUUUCGGUUAUUUUUUCCCUUAAACGUAAUCAUUUGACAGCAAAAUGAGAAUUCAAAUUUGUUGAUGAUGAAGAAAAUAUUUGGUGAUACUUGUGAGCAAAGUUGUUUGGGAUAGAAA